Messenger RNA from Paramuricea clavata, 1936 nucleotides. The record is from the annotation of a GenBank genome assembly. NCBI's taxonomy places the organism in Eukaryota, Metazoa, Cnidaria, Anthozoa, Malacalcyonacea, Plexauridae.
AUGGGAGGGUUGAAGUACACGGAGACAAUAAAGGUGAGAAUGUCGAAGGAGAUAGAUAACGGUAAAACAAAGAAGGACUCAAUCUACUUCAAGUCUAAAACUGGCACCGCAACUAACUUCGAGGAUAUUGAAAGUACAGCUGCUCAAAACCAACUGACAAUCUUAUCUAGAAUUGAAACAUUCCAAAACUUAGGUUCAAACUGGAUUAUACUUAAUAUUGAGAGCCAUUACGUGAACAUUGCAAUGUACAAACCUCUGAAGGGUAGUUCAUAUAUGAAACUACCUGAGGACAUUAGUAAUCCAAAAUGUGGUCUCAUCAAUAUGAAGAAUAAUGACGACAGGUGUUUUCUGUGGAGUCAUGUGAGGCAUCUAAAUCCUAAGACUAGAAGAGCAACUACUAUUACACGGAAGGAUAGGAAGUUCGUAGACAACCUGGAUUAUAGCGGCAUAGACUUCCCUGUGAAGAUAAGCGACAUUGAUAAAAUUGAGAGGAAAAAUAGUAUUAACAUAUCAGUGUUCGGUUAUAAGGGUAAAAAGCAGUUCUAUCCUAUAAGAAACUCAAAGGCUAAAUAUGAUGAGCAUAUGGAGUUGCUACUUCUUGGUGAUGAAAAUGGUAAUAACCACUAUGUUCUCAUAAAGGACGUAAACAGAAUGCUUUUCAGCGUAAGUGGAUACACACACAAGAAACACUUUUGUUUACAUUGUCUUCAUAGUUGUGUGAGCGAAGAGGUACUGGAAAAACACAAGGAGACAUGUUUGGAGGUAAAUGGAACUCAGGCCACAAAGCUUCCCAAGGAAGGUACUAAAAUAAAGUUCAAAAAUCACAGGAACUCAAUGCCUGUACCGUUUGUGAUAUACGCUGACUUUGAGUCUAUACUGGUUCCAGAAGAGAGAAAAGUUGAUUCUGAAAACCCUGAGGACAAAAGUAGUACAGACCUUUACCAGACACACAAGGCUUGUAGUUUCGGGUUAAAGACCGUCUGCCAUUAUGAUGAUAAGUACUCUGGUGAGUAUAUGAGCUACGUUGGAGAGGAUGCUGCAUUGGUCUUCCUAAAGACUGUAUUGAAAGAGUCCUUCAAGUGUAGAGAUAUGGUCAACAAGAUAUUUAAGAAAAAGAUGGUAAUUACACCUGAAGAAGAAGCUGAGUUCUGGAAGACAAGAAACUGUUCAAUAUGUGGUAACGACCUUGGUGAGGACAGAGUGAGAGACCAUGAUCAUGUAACAGGACUGUACCGUGGAGCUGCUCAUAAUAUAUGCAACCUGAAAUAUAGAAUUACAUGGAAAGUGCCUGUGGUCUUCCACAAUCUGAGAGGUUAUGAUAGUCAUCUGAUUAUACAGGAAAUCGGUAAGUUCAAGAUGAACAUAAAUGUGAUCCCAAAUACCAUGGAAAAAUAUAUUUCAUUCUCACUUGGAAAAAAUAUUGUCUUCAUAGACUCCAUACAGUUUAUGGCUUCUUCCCUAGAAGCGCUUGUGAGUAAUCUUUCACCCGAGGACUUCAAGAUAGUAGGUAAGAGGUGGAAGGGUGAGGACUUCAAUUUAGUAACACAAAAAGGAGUCUUUCCAUAUGAAUUCCUGGAUGACAUUAGUAAACUCAAUACGGAGGGUCUUCCUAGUAGAGAUAAGUUUUACUCAUCACUGUAUGAGUCAGAGGUGAAGGAUGAAGAUUACCAAAGAGCUCUAAAAGUAUGGGAUCACUUUGGGAUGAAAACCAUGAGAGACUACCACGAUCUCUACCUAGAGACUGACGUACUUCUUCUAGCUGAUGUUUUUGAAAACUUUAGAAGAACAUGCCUUGAAAAUUACAAACUUGACCCUGCACAUUACAUGUCAGCACCUGGUCUAAGUUGGGAUGCCUUCCUGAAACAGUCAGGUGAGGAAAUAGAACUUGUAAGUGAUAUGGAUAUGUUACAGUUCUUUGAGAAGGGAAUGAGAGGUG